AUGGGAAUUGCAACUGCAGUAACUACUAUUACUGGUCCCAGGGAGACAGUGGAGUACAUUCAUCUGGAGAAGGAUGAGUUUAAACCUCCAGCCGACUCUGUCAAGGGACCAUCUCCGUUUGCAGACAAGCACUUAGAAGGCCCAUCAUACAAACUUUUUGACGGCGAUGCUUUGAAACCUAGUGGAGCUCUUGAUAGUGAAUAUGAGUUCAUUGAAACUACUCCUGUCAUAGGCAGGGAAUAUCCCACCGCUCAGGUGAAAGAUAUCCUCGAAAAUGAUGAAUUGAUUAGGGAUCUCGCUAUUACCAUUUCCCGUAGAGGCGUGGUGUUCUUCAGAAAUCAGGACUUGACGUUGGAAGAGCAAAAGACUUUGGUUGACAAGCUGGGACGGUUGACUGGCAAGCCUGAAACUUCUGGAAUACACAUUCAUCCCAGCACGCCAGCAGGGGGAUUUCUCAAGAAGGAUGGGUCUGGGGAGAUUGAUCCGGAGGUUUCGUUCAUCUCUUCAGUCAAAAACAAGAAGCUAAAUUACGCUACGAGACGUAUUCAGUUGGCCAGGACGGGAAUUCACUCGGACAUAGGGUUUGAAGCAGUGCCUAGCGAUUAUGCUAGUUUGAAGAUCGUUGAGACACCGUCGCAUGGAGGUGAUACUUUAUGGUACUCUGCAACUGCUCUAUACGACAAGCUAUCACCGUCCUUCAGGGCAUAUUUAGAGACCUUGACAGGAGUAUACGGAGGUGGCUAUCAGAAAGAGCGUCUGAGCGAGAGCACCUAUGAACGAUACAGUGGAGUUCGAGGAGCUCCCGAAAAUGUGGGAGACUUUCUUUCUGCAGUGCACCCGGCAGUGAGAACGAAUCCAGUGACAAGAUGGAAAUCAGUCUAUGCGCUUGGCCACCAAUUCCGUUCGUUUAACGGCCUCACAGAGGAUGAGAGUAAGGCUAUUCAGGACUACUUGAAUGACCUCCUGGUCGGCUCACAUGACAUCCAAGUCAGAUUUAAGUGGAACAAGAACGAUCUUGCCAUCUGGGACAACCGUUCAAACUUCCAUGCUGCCACUCUAGAUUUCUACUCCGACACCGACUAUGUGAGAACAGGCGUCAGAACAGUCGGAAUUGGUGAGAGACCCUAUUUCGACCCAAAUAGCAGAAGCAGAGCUGAGGAUCUACAGACAUCCCAUCUAACAUCUUAG
Sugiyamaella lignohabitans is the source of this 1188-nucleotide messenger RNA. It is a transcript of the gene JLP1, whose product is annotated as Jlp1p. The record is from RefSeq and is a predicted model, not a curated record. Lineage: Eukaryota; Fungi; Ascomycota; Dipodascomycetes; Dipodascales; Trichomonascaceae. Bases 1 to 1188 code for a protein of 395 amino acids. Gene Ontology annotation, molecular function: 2-oxoglutarate-dependent dioxygenase activity. The transcript has a single exon. Gene Ontology annotation, cellular component: cytoplasm.